Messenger RNA from Neopsephotus bourkii (Bourke's parrot), 3802 nucleotides. RefSeq lists its product as uncharacterized. The record is from RefSeq and is a predicted model, not a curated record. The coding region runs from base 23 to 2020 and encodes 665 amino acids. The transcript is spliced from 21 exons. NCBI's taxonomy places the organism in Eukaryota, Metazoa, Chordata, Aves, Psittaciformes, Psittacidae.
AGAUCGCUGGGCCGCCACCACUAUGAGUUGUGCUGCCCUGCUGGGACUUAGGGGACCGCGGCUCUUGAGGGCCGUCGCCCACCCGCCCCGCUGGAGCAGGCGGCGCAGCACCGGCUGUGAGCCCCCGGCGGGAGCCGCGGUGCGCAUCGGCUGCGCUUCGGGCUUCUGGGGAGACACGGCGAUCGCGGUGCCGCAGCUGCUGUACGGAGGGAAGCUGGAUUUCCUCGUCUUCGAUUAUCUCUCGGAGAUUACAGUGUCGUUGCUGGCGACUGCCAAAGCCCGGUCUCCCGUUUUAGGUUACACUCCAGAUUUUGUCUCUGCUGCCAUGGCUCCCUAUAUAAAAGAUAUUCACAGGAAAGGUGUUCGUGUCAUCAGUAACGCUGGGGGAGUUAAUCCGCUUGCUUGUGCAGCUGCCCUUCAGGAGGUGGCAAAGAAAGCAGAUGUUGAUUUGAAAAUAGCUGUUGUUGCUGGAGAUGAUUUAAUGAGUGAGAAGGAAAACCUAAAAGGAGCUGGUAUCACUGAUAUAGAGAGUGGCAAACAAUUUCCAGAGAGCAUUCAUAGCAUGAAUGUGUAUCUUGGAGCAAGGCCAAUAAGCAGGGCUCUUGACCUUGGAGCUGAUAUUGUUGUGACAGGUAGAUGUGUCGACAGUGGGAUUGUAUUAGGACCGCUCAUUCAUUCUUUUGGCUGGAAUAGGGAUGAAUUUGACUUGCUAGCUGCGGGAAGCCUUGCAGGUCAUCUCAUUGAAUGUGGUGCUCAGUGUACAGGUGGAAUAUUCACUGAUUGGCAUACAGUACCAGACUGGCACAACAUAGGCUUUCCCAUUGUAGAAUGUUCCUCUGAAGGAGACUUCAUUCUUUCCAAACCACCAGACACUGGGGGACUAAUCUCUUUCGGCACUGUAGCUGAACAGCUGGUGUAUGAAUUGGGCGAUCCUCAGCGCUGUCUCUUACCAGAUGUCACAUGUGACUUUUCCAAAGUUUCUAUCACUGAAAUUCCAGGGUAUCUGUGUAAAGCUUUGAACUGCUUCCUCAAUAUUUGCAAGCUCAGGUUAACUGCAAGUUUUGAUGGUGGGGCAGUGAAAGUUCACGGAGCAAAAGGAUCCCCUCCUUCAGCAUUUUAUAAGGUUAAUGCCACUUACCUUGAUGGCUUCAGAGCUACUGCUGUCUGUCCAGUGGGAGGUCCAAAAGCAGUACAAAAAGGAAAACGCACUGCAGAAGGUAUUCUGCAGAGGACUCGUCUUAUUUUCAGUCAGCUUGGGUAUGAAGAUUACAGUGCAGUUAACAUACAGGUUUUAGGGUCUGAAGAUACAUAUGGACCUCAUGCUAGAAGGAGUAUAGAUGGUGGUCCUCGAGAAGCUGUUAUUUGGCUUGCUGUACACCAUAAGCAAAAAGAAGCUGUAGAAAUCUUCUCCAGAGAAGUUGCUCCAGCUGGAACUGGCAUGGCACCUGGCCUCACUGGAAUUGUUGGAGGGCACCCCACAGUGUCUCCAGUUUUGAAGCCAUUUUUCUUCUAUUAUCCCAAAAGCAAUGUUCAGGUCAGCCUAUUUCUAAAUGGGCAGCAUGUUGAGACGUUUGAGGAGGAUCUUACCUUUACAUCAGAUGAGGUUGUUUCAUUUGAUCCACCUGAGAUUAGCACUGAAUUGAAAGAUCUGCCAAGUGGUCCACAUACUUACCGCUUAGAAGAUCUUGCCUAUACUAGAAGUGGAGGCAAAGGCAACUCUGCAAACAUAGGUGUGAUAGCACGGCAUCCCCUUUACUAUCCAUACCUAAAGAAAACUUUAACUGCUCAAUCCCUGAAGAACUACUUCCAACACCUUUUUGAGCAAGAAAAACCUGAAGAAGAACUAGUAACAAGAUACGAGUUGCCAGGAAUCCAUGGAUUAAAUUUUGUUCUGAAGAAUUCCCUUGGUGGUGGUGGCAUAGCAUCUCUAAGAAGUGACCCACAGGGCAAAGCACUUGGACAGAUGCUGUUGGAUUUCCAGAUUAAAAAUGUUCCUGAUUUAAAAUCACUGAUAGAGUAACAGGUGUUUAAUACAUAUGCUUUUAACACUGAGUGGUAUCAAAACAUGUUAUAAACAAGAACUGGCUUCUUGAGAUAUUCUUUUUUCUUAAAGAGUAGAAAUUGGUGACAGUUAUCUCUCAGAGGCUUAGCUAUAUGCACAGAUUAGCAAAUGUUUUAAGUAAUAUGAGACUAAUAGCUUGGUCUGUGACUGAUAACAUUUCCCGUCCAGAUAAUACAUUGGAUGAAGAAUUAAUUUAUUUUCUGUAAAAUAGAAUUAAUCAAAUUGCAACAUAACAUUUAAUAAUAAGAUAAACUUUGUUCAAAGAUGGAAAUUACAUCCUGUUCAGUCCAUUUCUCUUUUCCUUCUGUCAGUCUUUAUUUGAAAUUAAAUGGACUGAUCUAGUUGCAAGCCUAUCAGCUGUUCUGUGCACAGAGUGAGGCUGGAUAACGUGCUGUGCAUUGCUGCAGAGUCAGCACGGUCUGGUACUGGGGAACAGCUUUCCCUGUGGGGCAAUAAAGGAAAGUUAUAAUUGCUGUUGUUAUAUAGUGACUGGUAGUAAAUGCCGACCUUUGAUGGUGAUCCACCAAACUUCCAGCACUUUGUCCAGCUAAUGACAGGCUUCAUUAUUAUAUUUUACAAUAUCUCUUACUAGUUAAUAUGUUGAUUGAAAGCACUGACUAUUAAGAAAUUGCAGAUUUUAGUGUGGGAUUAAUUCUGAAGAUGAGGAAAGGAUAGUCUGCCUGCUUGUGCUCUCUUGUGAUGGUGCCAUCCUGGCAGGGAGGAAAGGGGUUGGGUGGCAGGGGGAUACCUCGUUUUGUUUCAGGGCUGUUAAAUCCUCAUUUUGUGCAGCAGAAUCCUGCCUGGAUUAAGUUCAUUUGGCUGUCAUUUGCAUUCCCUUUCCCACAGAAAGGUCUGCCUCCUGCUGUGAAGGAAUAACAUGCUGAAUGUAGCAUGCUCCAUCUCUCUUCUGACUCCCAGCUAUGACCUCCCCAUCUCCCUUCCUACACAAUAUGACUAGCAUGUUCAAAUUAAAGUACUCCUAAACUACUUCACCUCAUUAAGCAGAGACUUAAAAGUUCAUAUCAUACUUCCUGGGACAGUAUCAGGCUGGAAGUUCUGGCCCAACAACGAUGUGUGUUUCUUCUGCAGAAGCCACAGAAAUAUUACUCCACAUGUGCAGGUGUUACGUAUUCAGAAAUCAGUAUAUUCCUUUAUUUUGGGGAGACUAUUAAUUGUUAGUGCUGACAAAUGAGAUAAAAUUAUGAAAGAUAUUUUAAAUUGUCACCGAAAUACCUGUCAUCCCUAAAUCUGUCUGUGCUACCCCUAAUACUAAUUUCCUAGCCUUCUGAUUGCUAAUGAGGACUAUACAAGGAAUUACUCCCAGCUUUUCUGUGGUUUUGUUCAUUUGCAUUGAAGAUAUCAUAAAUUAAUGCUUUAUCCAACUGAACAUACUAUUCUCUUAGCGAGUCAUAAGUACGAUCUAUGUAUACAGCAUGAUUCUGUCUAGUAAAAAUGAGUCAUUUCAUUGCAGAAAAAUAUCCAGCUUAAUAACCAGCAUGCUGGUUUUAUGUUUACAGUCCUUGUUUGUUAGAAAAUUCUUGUUAAUAAUGUGGAAGCCUAACAAAACAGACAAAGGUAUUGAGAGGAAAUGAAAAAGUGGUAGACUUCAGUAGCAAGGAUAUCCUACAAGGAUAAAAAGGCUACAGUAAGUACUUGUAGUUCACUCAAUAUGCUGCUAAAGUGACUCUGUAAAUGUAUAUGCAAUCAUUUCUGAAUAAAAGUGAACAUUUAUAAAGAACA